Molecule: messenger RNA, 4358 nt
Organism: Gambusia affinis (western mosquitofish)
Lineage: Eukaryota; Metazoa; Chordata; Actinopteri; Cyprinodontiformes; Poeciliidae
Product: ubiquitin-associated protein 2-like
Exons: 29
Coding region: 143-3634 (1163 amino acids)
Cellular component (GO): cytoplasm; nucleus
Molecular function (GO): protein binding
Source: RefSeq, a predicted model, not a curated record
UGUUUGUGGAGCUCCGAUUCCUUACGUUAAACAACGGCGCGGUGGAUCACGUGACACAUCUGCUGCUGCCUGCUGGCUGAGCGAAAGCGUGUUAGCAGAUUUUUUCUAUUUUGUACAUACAUUUUUUUUGUAUAUACUGUAUAUGAUGACUUCAGUGGUCAGCAAUCCAGCCCGAGGGACUCGGGACAAGACGCUGCCCACAACCACCCAAACAACACAGCCACAGAAACAGAUACAGGCCACAGCAGAGCAGAUGCGUUUAGCGCAGGUGAUCUAUGAUAAUAAUGAUGCUGACUUUGAAGACAAGGUCAAACAGUUGAUUGAGGUAACUGGAAAGACCCAAGAUGAAUGCGUAGUAGCCCUCCAUGACUGCAAUGAAGAUGUAAACAGAGCCAUCAAUUUUCUGCUUGAAAGUCCCUCCGACACAAACUCCUGGGAGACUGUAGGAAAGAAGCGUAGUAUGGGGAAAGAGGGAGGAACCUCGGAUUUAAAAGAAAGCCGGGAGAAGAAAGGAGAACGGGAGGCCAGCCGUGGACGUGGAGCGUCCAACAGGAGGGGCAGAGGAAUCAGCCGAGGUCGUGAAGGUCGUUCAGAGGAGAAUGGGUUUGAGGUGACUCCUGGAGAGAGAGGGUCUGACCGUGGGCGCAGGGGACGAGGCAGAGGAGUCGGGGGCCGUGGGAGAGGAAGAGGAACUGUUGGAAACAGGUUCUCUUCACAAGGAAUGGGCACUUUUAAUCCUGCUGACUACACCUCGAACUCCAGAGCCAACCAGGACAGAUUGGAGGGCAAUGAAACUACUGAGGGAACUGGAACAUGGCAACGUGGCAAUCUGGAAGACUGGACUUCAGAAGAAUGGAAUGAGGAUUUGUCUGAGACCAAAGUGUUCACUGCCUCUUCUGCUCCAGCUAACCACAUCACACCUGGACACAAUGUGGACCUGGCUAGCAUACUGCCUAAGACUGGAGUGACUGUGGGAGGUUCUGUGGACUCUGACUUGGGAGCAAUUGUUGAUGGUCCUUCAGCAGAAGAUUUGGGCCAAAGCCUGGUGUUCACCAACUCCCACCACAAUGGACGGACUGCAACACACAGCUACGCACAUGCCACCGCCAACAGCUAUGCUCAUGCCGCUUCUGCUAGCACCACCUAUGCACAUGCUGCACUGUCUUCAGUCAUAGGUUCUGGUUUUGGGUCCCUGAAUGCACCUAAGCAGGCACCAAGUCCAGACAUUUGCAUGUCUGAACCACUCAACGGGCCUCGAUUGCCUCAGAGAACCAGUCAGAUGUUGGCAACAAGCGGCGGUAUCUCCAAAGACCCAGGACAACCUCCGAUGCAGAGUCCAGCUCCUGCAGCUUCACCUGCUGCAGACACCAAGGCUCAGAGGGUUGAAAAUGGCCCUAUUGGAUCCCAAAACUUGGAAAUGAAGCAUCAGCCAGAACCAUCUGCAGUGCUCAGCCAGCUUGCUCAAAGGCAGCAGCAGUCCUCCAUACUGCCCACCACAGAACCUCUGGGCCUGUCUCAGCCACACGCACCACAGGUCCCCACGCCACCAGGUCAGGAGUCUUCUGGCCUCCCUGUAAGAGACGGAUCUUCUCCAGGAAGUAAGCAGUCAGGCCUGGAUCUUUCGAUCUCUGAUCCUCCUCAGCGACAGUUAAAGACCCAGCGACGCAGAGCUCCUCUUCCAUCAAAGAUUCCAUCGUCAGCGGUGGAAAUGCCAGGCUCAGCCGACAUCUCUGGUCUGAACGUUCAGUUUGGAGCUCUUGACUUCAGCUCUGAAGCUGGAGGUGUAACAGCAGACUCUCAGGCUGAGUUGGCCCGGGAACAUUCAUCCACCCUGGUUCAGACCACCAUGCCUGCUCCUGCAGCUGUUCCCACACAGCAGGCACAGAACAGCAUGUUCCCCAAGUCAGGAUCUGUGAGUGACCACAUGACCAGCUUACCUUCAGCUGUAUCAGAUGUCAGCUUUCCUUCUCCAUCUCUGGGCCUACCUGGUGCUACUCCCUCCCCUUCACUCGGUCUCCCCAGUGCAGCAGCGCCACCGUCCUCUUCAGUUCCUACUCCAACCAGUCAAGUAGACAACAGCAGCUCAAGAACGCUGCCUCCUCAUCUUGGCUUCUCGCAGAGCAAAGACGUCCCAUCAGGUGUUACUGCUCCUCUGACGAAUGGCUACAGUGCUAUGAAGACACAGGGCACACAGGAAAGCUCUACGUCAUCUAGAACUGUGAAAACAGAAUCUCCUGUUAUGACAAGUGAGGGCGGAUCUGGACACCAUAUUCCUUCUCCUGUAGUUACCCCAUCCCACUCAGCCCCCAUCUCAUCACUCAGCAGUCACAUGAGCAGUACUCACUCAUCUGGAUCAGCCCUUGUCACAAGCUCUUCCCUCACUAUGACCAAUGAGGAAAGCAACAGCAACCUUCAUGCCUUUUCAUCAUCGUCCAGCCAAGCUGUCGCUCCUACUGCAACCACUUCAUCCUCCAGUGGUUUGCACCAAUCAGCAGGACCAGGACUCAGUCAGAAUGGCACAAACAACGCAAUCUCAGCUGCAGGCAGCCGCACAGCACCACAAAUCACCACCGCUUCUGGUAAGGCUCCUCCUAAUUUGGCCCAAGGAGUGCCGCCGCUACUGGCUAACCAGUACAUUAUGGGUCCUGGUGGCUUGCUGCCUGCUUACCCGCAGAUCUAUGGAUAUGAAGACUUGCAAAUGCUGCAGUCUCGACUUCCUUUGGACUACUACGGUGUUACAUUCCCUGGUGCUACAGCUCCAAUCCCUGGAAGAGAGAGUCUGGCUAAUAAUCCAUAUUCUGGUGAGGCAACAAAGUUUGGCAGGAAUGACUCUUCUUCCCCGGCUCCCCCAACCAGCCUGGCUACAGCCGGGGUCCAGUCUCAGACCCAGCAGACUCAGCAGGCAGGGACUCAAGGACAGGGUCAGAACCAGGGUCAGCAGACACAGAACCAGGCUUUCCUCAACCCGCCUCUGCCACCUGGCUACGGAUACACUGGUCUGCCAUACUACGCUGGCAUGCCUGGCGUUCCUUCAGCCUUCCAGUACGGCCCCACAGUGUUUGUGCCUCCAGCUUCUGCCAAGCAGCCUGCGAUGGGCCUGGCCAACCCCUCCAGUCAGUACCACCAACAGCAUCAGCCAAGUUACGGGCAGCACCCCUACGGUGCAGCUUUUGAUGACCUGUCUCAAGCCCACGGUGGGGAUUACAAUAAGACAGGGUAUGGAGGCUCUGCCCAGUCACAGGCCAAAUCAGCAGGCAGCGGCCCAGGGAAAGCACCAGGAUUAUCUGGAUCAGGAACUGCUGGUGGAGUUCCUGAUAUGGGAGGUUCCAUAUACAGCAAAACACAGUCGUUUGAUAAGCAAGGCUUCCACACCGGGACGCCACCUCCCUUCAGUCUGCCUUCUGCUCUGGGAGGAACCGGCCCCAUGAACCCUGGUGGAGCUCCUGGCUAUGCUCCUGCCCCCUUCCUGCACAUUCUGCCUCCACACCAACAACCCCACUCCCAGCUGCUGCACCAUCACCUAACACAAGAUGGACAGGGUGGUCCAGGUCAGCGAAAUCAGUCCAGCAGUAUGCAGCAGAAAACCCAAGGCAGCAAGUCCAGCUAUGGCAGCUCCCCCUACUGGGCAAACUGAGGAAUGCUCCCCACUCCCUUCUCCCCCAAAAGGCUGUGUGGUUGCAUGAGAGUGUGUGUGUAAAGUUAGAACAAAACAAAUGGAAAACAUAAAAAAACAGGCACACUACCCUUACAAUGAGCAUUAUGCUCUCCCCACCUCCCCAAGUCCUCAUAAGUCUUUUGGGUUCUCUCUUCCCCCUUCUUUUCAAAAUUGGUUGUACAUGUAAGAUAUUUAUGUAUGUAUUUAUAUAUAAAUAUAUAUAUAUACUGUAUAUGUAAUAGUAGAACAUAAAGUGGUUGCCGCAUUUUUAUUUUUGAAGGACUUUUUGUUUACUUUUUUCAAAACUGCAGGAAAAAUUGUUACAUUUAAUAUGAGAGUGAAGAUGAUAAAUGAUCCAAUCCUGAAGAAACAGAAAAAGGAAAAGGAGAGCGCAGUAGCACUGAUCACAUGAGGACAUUUCAGAUGGGGGUGGGGUUUAUAAUGACUAACUGCAUCUGUCUUUUUUUUUUUUUUCUUUUUUCAUACAUGACUUCCUGUAUUGCUUAAUUCAUCCUCUUUACAUUUCUUUCAUAUCUUUUCUCUCCGUCUAGCUCCCUCCCCUGGAAGCUGCCUUCCCGCCCUGUGUCCAUACCUCCUCUUUUUAAAAACUGCAUACCAGACCUGUCCAACCAAAUUUUAUAUUUUAAUUUAAUUUUAACCCUUAUUUCUCUCAAAAUAAAGUUCUGAGCAGUUGGAGCUCCAA